This is a messenger RNA of Rattus rattus (black rat), 2598 nucleotides long. It is a transcript of the gene Aplf, whose product is annotated as aprataxin and PNKP like factor. The transcript has 10 exons. Gene Ontology annotation, cellular component: nucleus; site of double-strand break. The record is from RefSeq and is a predicted model, not a curated record. Gene Ontology annotation, molecular function: DNA-(apurinic or apyrimidinic site) endonuclease activity; protein binding; 3'-5' exonuclease activity. Bases 226 to 1749 code for a protein of 507 amino acids. Gene Ontology annotation, biological process: double-strand break repair. NCBI's taxonomy places the organism in Eukaryota, Metazoa, Chordata, Mammalia, Rodentia, Muridae.
AGAUUGUGGGUGUGAGUUACAGUUUUAAGCUGUAGUUUGGCGGUGAGCUGACAGGUAAUUCCUGCACGAAUCACAAGCUCUCAAGAAGUAGGGAUUCCGGAAAGGGAAGAAGUUCACUCACUAGAAAAGGAGCCUCGGGUCUCACACCCCUUUGGGACUUGCGCGGCGUGUCUGAGAGAGGUGGUUACGAGGUAUCUCCAGGUGAAGGAAUCUGAUUUUACCACCAUGUCUUCGGAGUUCUUUCUGCAUCCUCUGGACGGCGGUCCCCGCGUGCCCGUGGGGCCGGGGCAGACUGUGAUAGGCCGCGGGCCGCUGCUGGGAAUAACAGAUAAAAGAGUAUCCAGAAGGCAUGCCAUUCUUGAAGUGGUGGAUAGUCAGCUCCGAAUCAAACCAGUCCAUAAGAACCCAUGUUUCCACCAGUCCUCGGAGAAGAGCCAGCUCUCGCCAAUGGAGACCCACGUGUGGAGCCGGUUGCAUCCUGGGGACAGCUUUUCCUUGUUACUUGACAAGUAUGCUUUCCGUGUUUCCUCUACACAAUCUGAAGUGGAAGUGGAGAGUACUCUGAGAAACAGUCAGAUGCUUGAUGAAGAUGAUAUAUUGAAUGAGAUGCGGAAGUCCCCUGUGGUUAACUUACCUGAUAAGACAGCUGGUGCCUCACAGCUGCAAGGAAGCCCCGAAGUAACCAAGACCAAGUGUCCCACCGUAGAUCCUAUGUCCUCUUCAGGUGACUGCCGAGCUUUCAGUGAGCACCAGCCACAUCCUGCCCAGAGGAAAAGGAUCCUCCCAGCAUGGAUGUUAGCGGGAAGUCUAAGUGAUCAGAACCUUUCCAUGCCUGCUGAGGGUGGAGGAGAUAAGGAUGCCAUCCAGAGGGAUGGAAGAGAAGGAACCCGUGAAGAUAAAACCCCAGUGAAUACAUCAUGGUGUGGGAGGAAGCGGUUUAUUCCACCAGGAAAUUCAAAAAGCGCGUCAGCAGAACAAGACCCUGGGAAGAAGUGCAGAAGGUCCGACCGAGAAGGACUGGCUGUUUCACCCGAGGAUGUGCCAGAAUCAUCGUCUUCAAUCACAGUAAGUGACCCGGAUAUGGAUAUUGUGAAGGCAAAUAAACUGAGUGACACAACUUCAGCAGAGGAACUAGGUGAGGCCUCUAAACAUAAAGCUGUCACCAAACCAACCACGAAUGACGAGGACAAGACUGUGAGCCAUCCCAAGUGUCGUGCAGGUGUCCAAAGCAAGUCAUUUCCUGAGAAAUCCCAAGGAUGCCAUCCCGAGUCCAGCCCUGCUCCCUCCAGCCCUGGUGCUUCGCUCACAGACACCGCCGACUCAGUGCUAGGCCGUUCAGAGGAAAACACGGUCCGGAGGACGUCCUGCAUGUAUGGGGCCAGCUGCUACAGGAAGAAUCCGCUCCAUUUUCAACACUUCAGCCACCCUGGUGAUAGUGACUAUGGAGCUGUACCUGUCACAGACGAAGGCGUGACUGGUGACAGGCCUGAGUGUCCCUAUGGGGCAUCUUGUUACAGGAAGAAUCCCCAGCACAGGAUGGAAUAUAGGCACAGUGCACUUCCGGCCAGAGUUGCUGUGGAUGAAGAUGACGAUGAUGUUGGGCAGCCGAGUGACAGUGACGAGGAUGAGGAAGACUAUGAGCCGACAGAUGAAGAUUCUGACUGGCAACCAGGAAAGGAUGAUGAGGAGAAGGAAGAUGUGGAUGAGCUUUUGAAAGAAGCAAAGCGGUUCAUGAGAAGGAAAACGUAGCUUUUCUGCAACGACGGAACACACACUCACAUUUGCUUUUCUCCAUGGGAAACAUAAUCACUUCCCUCUUUCACUAGUUCUCUGCACCUGAAGCCUUGGAACGCCGGCCUUCAGUGAAGGUGGGGAGCGAAUGCCGGCUGCUGCCUGUUUUGGUGUCUAUUACGCACCCGUCAUUGGAAGCGGGUGGAGUUGGGCAGACUGAUCUUUGUCAUAUCCUUUACAUACUGCUAAUAAAAAGCCAGAGGUUGCACAAACCUUUGGUCUUCUGCCCAGAGGUCUUUAUAGUUUACCCUGCGAGCUUAGCCAGGCGAUUGCAGAGCAGUGGGAGAGCCUAGCCCCACACUGCUAAAAGAGUCCCUCACAAAGCCGGACUUGAACAAAUGACAGCCAGCAGUGUGCUAUGUCUCUAAUGUAUUAGAUGUGGCUGUGUGAUUUCAUUUGUGGCUUUUGUUCUUUGAAUCCUGGGAAAACAAAUGGAUGCUGAGAAUGAUCCUAUUAACCUCCAGGGCAGCGGUACUGGCCUUGCAAGGAAAUGGGCUUUGUGCAUCCACGACUGCUUAUGUGUGAGUGCGAGAGAAGAAAGCACACGGCUGUGGAACACUUCCAUUCCUCUCACCUCGUGCCCCUCCCGAUUACUUUGCCUGCACUGCGCACCUUUACACUGAGGAUACAGAGAAGGUUCUAGCCACAGUCCCCUUUUCAUUCUUCGAGAGGAAAUAAAAUGUGCAUCUUAGAAUAGGAGGUGUCGCAUAUGUUUCCUUAGUACUUAUGGGUCUCUAUGUACUUGUACAAUGUUAAUAUUUACUUAACCUGAAGACAGACAGAAUAAAUAUUUCUCUGUUAUCAUUA